UUAUAGUUCUCUUGAUCGCAGAAAGAAGAAACCAUGGCAAGAACUAAGCAGACCGCUCGUAAAUCCACCGGAGGAAAAGCCCCCAGGAAGCAGCUGGCCACCAAGGCUGCCCGUAAGAGCGCCCCGGCCACCGGCGGAGUGAAGAAGCCUCACCGUUACAGGCCCGGUACCGUGGCUCUGAGAGAGAUCCGUCGUUACCAGAAAUCCACCGAGCUGCUGAUCCGCAAGCUGCCCUUCCAGCGCCUGGUCCGAGAAAUCGCUCAGGACUUCAAGACCGACCUGCGCUUCCAGAGCUCCGCCGUCAUGGCUCUGCAGGAGGCCAGCGAGGCUUACCUGGUCGGUCUGUUCGAGGACACCAACCUGUGCGCCAUCCACGCCAAGAGGUGGAAAAUGAGUGGUCGCGGAAAAGGAGGAAAAGGACUCGGCAAAGGAGGCGCUAAGCGUCACCGUAAAGUUCUCCGUGAUAACAUCCAGGGCAUCACCAAGCCCGCCAUCCGCCGUCUGGCUCGCCGCGGCGGAGUGAAGCGUAUCUCCGGUCUGAUCUACGAGGAGACCCGCGGUGUGCUGAAGGUGUUCCUGGAGAACGUGAUCCGUGACGCCGUCACCUACACCGAGCACGCCAAGAGGAAGACUGUGACCGCCAUGGAUGUGGUGUACGCUCUGAAGAGACAGGGUCGCACCCUGUACGGCUUCGGAGGUUAAACCUGGUCGGCUAUACAAAAACACAACGGCUCUUUUAAGAGCCACC
This is a messenger RNA of Perca fluviatilis (European perch), 748 nucleotides long. Its product is annotated as histone H3-like. Gene Ontology annotation, cellular component: nucleosome. Gene Ontology annotation, molecular function: structural constituent of chromatin; protein heterodimerization activity; DNA binding. The record is from RefSeq and is a predicted model, not a curated record. Bases 34 to 702 code for a protein of 222 amino acids. Lineage: Eukaryota; Metazoa; Chordata; Actinopteri; Perciformes; Percidae. The transcript is spliced from 2 exons.